Messenger RNA from Nycticebus coucang (slow loris), 847 nucleotides. RefSeq names its product sodium channel modifier 1 (gene SCNM1). Gene Ontology annotation, biological process: RNA splicing. The record is from RefSeq and is a predicted model, not a curated record. Bases 110 to 796 code for a protein of 228 amino acids. The transcript has 7 exons. Gene Ontology annotation, cellular component: nucleus. Lineage: Eukaryota; Metazoa; Chordata; Mammalia; Primates; Lorisidae.
CCGGAAAGAAAACGGAAAAAGGAAAGUUAUCCCACUAGCGCUACGGUGGCCUGCAGGAGUCUUUGAACUGGUGCAAAAGAAUUUUUCAUUUCUGAGACUCGCAGUCGUGAUGUCUUUCAAGAGGGAAGGGGACGAUUGGAGUCAACUCAAUGUGCUCAAAAAACGAAGAGUCGGAGACCUCCUGGCUAGUUACAUCCCAGAGGAUGAGGCGCUCAUGCUGCGGGAUGGACGUUUUGCUUGUGCCAUCUGUCCCCACCGACCUGUACUGGACACCCUGGCCAUGCUGACUGCCCACCGUGCAGGCAAGAAACAUCUGUCCAGCCUGCAGCUUUUCUAUGGCAAGAAGCAGCCAGGAAAGGAAAUGAAGCAAAAUCCAAGACAGCAGAAUGACUUGAGGGAAGAGACCAAAGCUGAGGCUCCUCUGCUAACCCAGACACGGCUUAUCACCCAGAGAGCUCUGCACAGAGCUCCCCAGUAUAAUAGUCGCUGCCGCCGGAAGUACAGAUCAGAAGCCCCUGGUCCCUCUGUCGGUUCCCCUAUGUUUCCCCCAGAGAUCCAACUCCAAAGUGGGAAGACUAGUAGGGAACCUGAGCCUGGCGCUGGCCCACAGGCGAAGGAAUCAGCAACUGUCUUAACCCCGGCACCUAUGAGCCCCACAAGAAGACGAGCCCUGGAUCAUUAUCUUACCCUUAGAAGCUCUGGAUGGAUCCCAGAUGGACGAGGUCAAUGGGUAAAAGAUGAAAAUGUUGAGUUUGACUCUGAUGAGGAAGAACCUCCUGAUCUCCCUUUGGACUGACACCUUCUUUACCCAUUAAUUCCCAAAUAAACUACGACAGGUGCUGGCAAC